Messenger RNA from Lucilia sericata (common green bottle fly), 4036 nucleotides. RefSeq lists its product as uncharacterized. The transcript is spliced from 2 exons. Bases 53 to 4036 code for a protein of 1327 amino acids. NCBI's taxonomy places the organism in Eukaryota, Metazoa, Arthropoda, Insecta, Diptera, Calliphoridae. The record is from RefSeq and is a predicted model, not a curated record.
CAACAUUUUUAAAACCGUCAAAAUUUAUCCCAGCGUAGAAAAAAUCUUAAACAUGGUUCUCAACUCAACCGUGACCUGUAAUAAUUUGAUCAACGAAUCUGAGGAGCAGCAGCAACAACAAUCUCCUCAACUUGUGGUGAAUACUACCGAUUUUAAUAACGAAGACCUAGAAGAGUUUGUUAAUAUUUCGGAAGAAAUUGAAAGGACCUCUCGGGAACGUCGUUCUCUAAGAAAACGUUCUAAGUCACGUUCCAAUACCAUGGUGGUGGCUACCAUGACUAGAGAAGAGAUAUUUGAAUCGACCAAUGUAGAUGAUGAUGAUGAUCAAUUCCUUAAUGCUUUGGAACAUCAAACCUCUUAUGAGGCGGGCAAAGAUCGUGCUGCUUUGGUUAGCAGCAUAGAAAAUCUAAUGAAGUAUUUCGAUGAAGAAGUUAACGUGGUGGAUGAUAGCUUGAUUAAAACUUCCCCGGUUAAGAAGGUUACUAAAGGAAAGGUGGCCUCUGCGGUGGCUUCUUUGCGCAACAAGUGCAGUUUAACUCCUUCACCCUUAAGUAAGCGCAAGAAGCAGCAAUUGGAAGUUAAAGCCAAUAUCCAGGAGUUGAAGAAAAAGUAUGAGACCUCUAUGGAAACAGAAGCCAGUCCUUCUCCUAAACCCACGAAAACUAAAAGUCCCAAAUUAUCGCGUAAAACCAAGGUUAAACAAAUGGCUUUAUUGUUCAACAGCAAAAUCAAUUCCAUGAUACGAAGCUCCUCUCCAGAACCACAAACUCCUGAACCAAUAUCACCCGGUUUAGAGUCCAUAGCUUCGCCCAAUUUCACCUCUACUCUCAAGCCGAAAUCACCCAAAUUGAAAAACAAGUUUACUUUUGUAACCAAACUACCUAGUCCCAAACCUAGUCCACUCUUCAAGAGAAAGUCUUUGCAAAAGGCUCCUAGCAUUAGCUCCCUAAACAACAGUCCAGCCAUGAAGCGCAAGGAAUUGCAAAAACAACCCAGCACUACUUGUUUGGUGGCGGAAAAUGUUUUCUCUCAGCUAUCGGUCAAGGAUAAGGCUUUGCUUUACAAUAAAUUCAUAGCCGAUAUGUCGAAACAAAAUCCCAAAUUUAGUAAACAUGCUGAGGUCUUGGAAUCGAAUGUUAAGAAAGAAAUACAAAGAGGAGAAGUUAUAUGUGAGAAACAAGAUUCGGUGAAGCACCUCAGAGACACUCUGGAAGCCAAGCUGACACCCACCAAAACAUUCUCGAAAACCCUGCAAAGAUUUAAAAGAACCACCUCCAAACUGUCAUUGGAUACAACACCCAAAUCCAAGGAAUAUGAGGAUUUACUGCAAAAUGAUAUAUCCUGUUCGCUAUUGGAAGAUGAUUCCCAGGAUUUGUUGCAUGUUAGCACUUUAACGGUGGUUUUAAAGUCCAGCCCCGAAUCAAAAAAGUCCACUCUUAACACUAAUAAAGGUCAGCGCAAGAAGAAGGAUGUAACCUUUUCGGAGGAUAACAGUAUUAUAGAGCCCUCCUAUGCUUCUACCUCAACUUUUAAAAGAACCCAAAAGAUGAUACGUUCUUCUUUUGGCGUGGAGCCUUAUGCACCACCCAAGAAAAUAAGACGUACACGACAUGAACGACUAGCACCUAAGAUGUUUUUUCAGAAUCAACAUUUGGAAAAACUUUUCUAUCACUGGCUAAAGGAAAAGAAUGGAGUGGCCUUUGACAUUACCCCCGUUAAUAAUAGCAAUGAUAUUAUAGAAAUAGUGCCCAAAAACUCUAGAGAUAAUGUUUUGCCGGCCCAAGAAGUACAGGAAAUAUUAGAGGCAGCUAUCACAAAACUGGAAGCCAACAAGCAGGAGCAACAUAUUUUGGCAACUAACAAUGAUGCUAUAGCCUUAAUUAAGAACACUUUGGAAAAUGAGCAAAGUUUGGAGAAAUCCGUAAUAGAAGUGGAACUACCCUUGGAAGUGGAAAUUCCUGCAGAGGAAAACAAAGAUAUAGAAACUGAAGAUAGUGAUUUGGGCUUGACUAGUAUAACCAAGACCACUAGCGAAGAUUCCCAAACGGAAUUACCAACACAAGAAGUUUCUAAUCUUAUGGCUAAACCUUUGCGCAAGAAGAAAUUACGACGCUCAUUGACUUUACGCAAGGAAAGUUCUCUGCUAGAGUCAAAUAAUUUAUUCUCUACAGACUCCGAUUCGGAUUGCAAAACUCCUAACACCAAAAUACAAAGCUGUACUUUGCCCAAAUCCAAGAAAUGUUCCAAUUAUGUUAAGAAACUCAUAUUCAAGACCCUCAACAACACCAUGCCUUUGGAACAGCCCAGUUUGGUGAAUAAUGAGUUAAGCAUUUUGGAAUUGGAUACAUCUUUGAUAAGACAAGUUAACUCACCCUCGAAAAUUAAGAAUGCCUAUACGUUAACGGUAAUGUCAUCUCCUUCGCCUCAUUCGGAAAGUGAUUUCUACGAUUCAGAUUUACCAAGAACCCCCAUGAAGGAAGCUUCUAGAUCUUGGCCUUCUUUAUUAGAAGCUUGUCUAGAUGAGGAACCGUAUGUUUUGAAAGACAAGUCGGUAUCUACCGAAUUCACCGAUUUGGCCAAGAGUAAACAAGAACAACAGAAAUUGUUGAUGGAUAGUUUUAUAGAUCAAGGUUUUGAAACUGGCUCCAAUGAUAUGGAUUCACCCUUAAGAAUGCCUCGCAAAAUAGCCAAUGAUAUAGAGAAAUCUAUCACCAAACGUGAGAAUCCUAAAAACUUCUCUACCCCCAACAAAGAUAAACCAGUGCAGCAGGUAUUUACCGCACAAUGUGGAUCUGUGGUAUCACACACCAUUAGUCCCAUAGCAUCUAAUUCUUCACCACGUCGUCCAGCCUCACUAACCAUGACCGUUAUAAAGGAAGAUUCAAAUAUGGAAGACUCGGAGGAGUCACAUUACACGCCCAGUUCUUUAAAUGACAGUGCCACUUUCUUUACCCAAGAUUCUCUUUCGCAACAAACCGAUUCCCCUCUAGGAGUUACACACAAAGUCAACUCUUCACAAUUUUGGAUAACUUCAGGAGAUUUUACAGCUGCCAUAACUAUAGAUCACUAUGAAUCUGAACGCUUAAUGCUGCUCUGCAAUAUCUAUGGCCAAAAGAGUCUAGAGACUAGAGAAAUGAAUUUUGGAAUCGAUGAUCAAAAGUUUUGCUAUGACAGCUCGGCUACUUCAGAUGAGAUUAUUAAAAAGGUGCCUAAAGUAAACAAUUGCUCCCAGUAUUGGUUCUCUACCGGUGAUGUUUUGAUACCUUUUAAUGGCAAACAAAUGUCUAGCAAGAAAAUACAAACAUUCUUUAAUUAUAUACGCGAAUUCAUGGAAGAAUCAGGUUCUUUAAGAUUUGGCAUUGAUAGCUAUGAAUUUUCUAAUAUCUAUCAACAGUCACCCAACUGCACUACUCUCUUUAAUGGUAAUACCUGGACCCAGGCUAUUGCUCCUAUAUCACCUCUUAAAACCAGUGAUUUAGAUCAAUCUGAUGUGGAAUCGGAAGAAUUUGAAAGAAGUCUUACAUUCUCCGCCAUUAGUCAACAUUCUGAUACGGCUUCCCUGAAAAGUGAUGAUUUGAUUAAUCCUCAACAAUCUAGCUUUAGAACUCAACACUCUUCCGGUUCCCUAGAGCAAAUAUUUGAAGAUGCCCGUCACCUAAAUCUCUCCAAAACCCAAACCGAUAAACAAGCCUUAGAAUCUCAGUUCACCGUACCGGAAAUGUUAAAAACUUUACAGAAUCAACAGACCAAAUUGAAAUCUCUAGAAGAACGCAUGCUUAGCUGCACUGAAACGAGUGGUAAUCAAAAAGUCAUUGAAAUCAAUGAAUCCCCCGAGUAUAUGCGUAAAUUAAGAAGCAUUAUCUCCGCCAUUGAUAAUAUAGGAAGAGGUAAUGGUUUCAAUGCCUGUACCAUUGAACAAUUGGAAAGUUUUAUGUUCUUUUUGAGCCGUUAUGCUGAUCUUUGCCUGGCCAAUUGUACAGCUCAUAUAGAAAAGAUUUUGGAUGUGGUUAUGAAUCAACGUUCAUUUCAGCUGUAA